AUGCCUCGAGAUUUGCCAACGCCACUAUUCCUGAAGCAAUUGUUGGUCCAUAGCUUUCGCACCGUGGUGACAUGGCUGCGGUUUGUUCUUGUUGCAUUCGUCUGGCUUGGAUGGUUACCCUGGUCCAUGAGGGCCAUCUGGAGAGCUUUGUUCUGGCUUGCAGAUGGCCGCUGGUCUGGUGGGGAUAAUGCUAUGCAAGGACCGACCCAGGAACGCCUUUCUGAAGCAAUGGCAAACAGCACCGCUUCGCUUCUUAGUGCAGGUGUUGCGACAAGCUCAGCCCUGGCCUCUACAUUUGAAACGAACACAACCGAUACGCAAUCCAUGCCGUCACCAGCAUCGUCAAUGUUUAGCUUCUCGUCUGGCGAACCGCUACUGCUUACCAUUGUAAAGAAAGCAUUUUCUGGCCUUUUCUUUCCGGCUAUGUCUUCAAGUUCCAGUUCGACAACCGGAAGGACUCCAAAUAUAACGGUAGGGUUUUAUAAGCAGCGGCACCCGUCGUGGCUGUCCGAUGUCAAAUUCCUGAAUAAUAUCACACCGUCCCCUACGAUUAACAAUAUUCUCAUCGAUACAUUGGAGGGCCAGUUAAUUACGUUACUUGUUGUCAUAUCCUUUAUUCUAAUCUUCCUUAUCCGUGAAUGGGUCGUCCAGCAACAACCGAUGGCUAAUAUCGCGGAUGGUGAACGGGAAGCGGCUGUCCAGUUAAUAGCGAAUAAUCGUCCAAAUCCCGCGGACGAAAAUCCUCGCCUAGGAGAACAUAGACCUCUACAUCCAGACAACGAACAACAGGAACAAGAAACUCACAAUCAUGAAGAUGGAUUCGAUCACGCUGACGAUGCCUUCCCUGACGCUGUAGCUGAGGUGGACUUGCCUUCUAGGAACAUGUCGGUUCGGGAUGAGAAUAUGGCGUUUGUGGAUGGCCUCAGAACGUCGGGUCCCUUCCAUCGGAACCUGGAGAGCGCUGAUGAUGGACCGAGCAAUGUUCUUGCAGCGGAAUCAGCAUCCCAAAUCAAUCAACCCUGGCCUGGCGUCGAGACCUUCAGAGACCUCUGGUCGCGCCCAUCCAGUUAUGUCCAGCGUCCGGGCGAGACAGAUUCAGAACCCGCAAGUCAUAACACAAUUGCUUCCGCAGGAUCGUCGCUACCGGAUUCUCUUUGGAACACUGCAUCGCAGUCAUCAACCCCUGUUGUUCGGGAGCCCUGGGAUAUUGCGAGCUCGCAAUCUGGAAGCGAUACUCCUAUGGACCAGUUGCGCACUGACUUCGCUUCCGAUUUCCCGGAAUCUGAACCUGGAAGCGAAGAGGAUGGGGAGUCGCAGUCAGAUGCCCCUAGCUCCGCGAAUGACUUUGUUGGAGUUGUCCAGGAAUUUACCUCGCAUGAACCCUCAAGUGCAAACGAUACUACCAAUUUGGACCAUGAACCAGCUGCAAACGUGCCGCUCCCAACACAGACGGAACAUCCUAAUGCUGCACCUAGUAAUUUGGCUACCAGGCUCUUUGACUGGUUCUGGGCGGACAUCACCCCUGAUGAUCAGGCUCAGGAGCACCCACAGCCGGAUGAGGAACACGUAGUUGAGGACCCUGCAUUAGAAGAACCAUUUGUGCCCUUGCAAAACAAUCGACGCCUGGCCAAUGCCGGUGCGCAGGAUAAUCAAGCGAUAUUUGCGGAUGCUGGAAUUGACGGCAACGAUGUUGACGCUGUCGAGGAGGGCGAUGAUUUAGAGGGGAUUCUAGAACUCAUCGGUAUGCAGGGUCCGAUCUUCGGUCUCUUACAGAAUGGUGUAUUCAGCGCUCUGCUUAUAUCAUUUACGGUUUCUGUCGGAAUUUGGUUGCCUUAUCUUUGGGGUAAAAUCGCCCUCGUUCUUCUAGCCAACCCUAUACAACUGGUCUUUGGCGUCCCAAUGACGGCAGUAUCAAUUUUUGCAGAUGUUACAAUUGACACUUUAAUUGGCAUUCUGGGAUAUGCCAUGUAUGGGGUCAGUCUUAUCGUCAAGCUGGUGUUAAGUCCCCUUAGCGCUCUACUCCCUCUGGGUGACUGGAUUCCUCAGACAAAGUCUAUCACCACCGCUUCUCUUUCACUCAUUGAUGCUAGCAGUCAUCGGCUAGGGAACGUGAUUAGUUCCUUCUUUGUGUUCCAUGAAUCAGAUGUUCCCAUGUUCUCCGUCCUCUCUCACCAAGCACUGAAGAUACAUGAAGAGCGUAUCACAAGCUUGUUUCGGCUAUGCUUUGGAAUAGGCAAAUUUGUCUUGUACGACUUCCCACUCCAGUUACUUACUACUGAACUACCUGAUUCCCAAUCGUUCAAGCACGGACUUGUCGAUUUCGUCAAUUUGAUACCCCAGGCUCGCGGUCAACUUUAUAGAUUUGGGAAUCAAAUUCUCUUCUCUUCGAACGCAACAUGGUUUAAUGCAAGUGUGAGGGGGUUAUCUUCAGGUGCCAUAGCUGUGGAUUACGAACUGGCCGUAUGGGACACCAAGGAUCGAGUCAUUGCCAUUUUAAUGGGGUAUCUCUUAGCGUCAGCUUUGGGUCUGCUAUACCUUCGUAUCACUGGCCUCCUAUCAGGUGCGGACAGGGGUCAGAGGGUUGAAGGCAUAAUUGCCGACGUUCUGCACCAAGCUGGUGGAGUCAUGAAAGUCAUCUUGAUCAUUGGGAUUGAGAUGAUCGUUUUUCCGUUAUAUUGUGGUACUCUGCUUGAUGUCGCAUUGCUCCCUCUUUUUGAGAAUGCUACUAUUACAUCGCGCCUUGAAUUCACAUCGUCAUCUCCGCUUACUUCAUUGUUUGUGCAUUGGUUCAUUGGCACGUGUUACAUGUUUCACUUCGCUCUUUUUGUGUCCAUGUGCAGGAAAAUCAUGAGAAGUGGUGUUCUCUAUUUCAUCCGCGAUCCCGACGAUCCGACCUUUCAUCCCGUGCGCGAUGUUCUAGAGCGUAGUAUAACCACCCAACUACGCAAGAUUGCAUUCAGUGCUCUUGUGUAUGGCGCUCUAGUCAUCGUUUGUCUUGGUGGUGUCGUCUGGGGUUUGUACUAUGCAUUCGACGAUGUGCUCCCUAUCCAUUGGUCUGCCACAAUGCCAGUCCUUGAAUUCCCCGUUGACCUCCUGUUCUACAACUUCCUCAUGCCCCUUGUGAUUCGAUCGCUCAAACCUUCGGACGGAUUGCAUGGCCUCUACAAUUGGUGGUUCCAUAAGUGCGCACGUUUCUUACGACUGACGAACUUCUUUUUCAAUGAGAGACAGCCAGAUGAGGAAGGUUAUCAUGUCAGACGGUCUUGGUGGGCUACGCUAUCGCGGGCAAAGGGGGAUAUUGAUCACCCUAUAAAAAGUGGAGAACAGCGACGCGAUGCUGAUGACAAGCAUAUCGAUGCCUACUUUGUUCGGGAUGGUAAAUUUGUCCGCGCCCCUGCAUCUGAUCAGGUUCGGAUCCCCAAGGGUAAUUCCGUGUUUCUGGAGGUGUCGGAAUCAAAUGACAGAAUCGAUGGGCUUCCUGAGACCAACGAGGGACUACACAGCCGAGCGAAUCCCAUGUUUACAAAGGUUUACAUUCCGCCCUUUUUCCGAAUGCGGAUUGCCGCAUUUAUUUUCUCGAUAUGGGUAUUCGCGGCUGCUACUGGCGUAGGCGUCACAAUUAUUCCAUUGGUCGUGGGCCGGAAAAUGAUGUCGUCGCACUUCCCCAACCGACCGCUGAACGACAUCUAUGCCUUCUCAGCAGGCAUCUGCAUAGUUGGUAGCGCUGCCUACCUUGCGCUUUAUUGUCACACCAGCUUUGCUGCGAUGAAGGACCGUUUGAGGCCAUAUUUACAGUCUCCUCGCCAGGCCUGUAUUGGGUUGACCGGCGCUAUAGCCAAUGCCCUUCAGCUCUCCUACAUCGCUUUAGCGUUCUCGCUGAUUUUACCGUCACUAUUUGCUCUGGUAAUUGAGCUUUACGUGUUGGUUCCCGUGCAUACGUACCUGGAUGGUGCACAGACGCACGUCAUCCAUUUUGUGCAGGACUGGACUAUUGGAGUACUCUAUGUCCAAAUGGCAAUCAAAUUCGUACUCUGGUAUUCCACCUCUCGUCCCGCGGCCGCUCUUAAUGGCAUAUUCCGCGAUGGUUGGCUGAAGCCCAAUGUAAAGCUCGCCACGCGUGCUUUACUACUUCCAGUCAUACUCUUAACGGCAAUUGCGGUUGCCUUGCCAUUGUCGGCCGGGUUUCUGGUCAAUUCGACCGUAUUUUAUUCCACCCCCGAGGUCCAGUUCAAGGUUUACCGUUAUGCAUAUCCUCUCACAUUGCUUCUGAGCUUGCUGUUUUGGAUUGGUUUCCUCGUAAAUCGACAGGUGGAGAAAUGGAGGGUCAAUAUCCGAGAUGAUGUCUACCUAAUUGGAGAACGCCUUCAUAACUUCCGCGAGAAGCGGGCGAAAGAUGUCGGUGUAGCCCGACGAGUGAUCACGGGGUGA
Messenger RNA from Aspergillus nomiae NRRL 13137, 4428 nucleotides. RefSeq names its product E3 ubiquitin-protein ligase SSM4. The transcript has 3 exons. Gene Ontology annotation, cellular component: endoplasmic reticulum membrane. The coding region runs from base 1 to 4428 and encodes 1475 amino acids. The record is from RefSeq and is a predicted model, not a curated record. Lineage: Eukaryota; Fungi; Ascomycota; Eurotiomycetes; Eurotiales; Aspergillaceae.